Molecule: messenger RNA, 1332 nt
Organism: Spodoptera exigua (beet armyworm)
Lineage: Eukaryota; Metazoa; Arthropoda; Insecta; Lepidoptera; Noctuidae
Source: the annotation of a GenBank genome assembly
AUGGAUGAAGAAUACGACGCAAUAGUCCUGGGAACAGGUUUGAAGGAGUGCAUCCUAAGUGGAAUGCUUUCCGUAUCCGGAAAGAAGGUACUGCACAUUGAUCGUAAUAAGUACUACGGUGGUGAAUCUGCGUCAAUUACCCCGUUAGAAGAAUUGUUCGCAAAGUUCAACGCACCGGCUCCCGAUGAAACAUACGGUCGAGGUCGCGACUGGAAUGUAGAUUUGAUUCCCAAGCUUUUGAUGGCCAAUGGCCUCCUUGUUAAGCUUUUGAUUCACACGGGUGUGACUCGUUAUUUGGAAUUUAAGUCUGUGGAAGGCAGCUAUGUCUACAAAGGCGGAAAGAUUUCCAAGGUCCCUGUCGACCAAAAGGAAGCGCUGGCUUCGGAUCUUAUGGGGAUGUUCGAGAAGAGACGCUUCCGCAAUUUCCUUAUCUACGUUCAAGAUUUCCAGGAAGAUGACGCCAAGACCUGGAAAGACUUAGACCCGAACACAGCCAACAUGCAAUCGCUGUAUGACAAGUUUGGUCUUGACAAGAAUACCCAAGACUUCACGGGGCAUGCACUAGCCCUCUACCUCAAUGAUAACUACCUCCAGCAACCAGCUAUCCAAACUAUUCGCCGUAUUAAACUGUACUCCGAUUCACUGGCUAGGUAUGGAAAAUCUCCAUACUUGUAUCCUAUGUAUGGUCUUGGAGAGUUGCCUCAGGGCUUUGCUCGUCUCUCUGCUAUUUAUGGAGGUACCUACAUGUUGGACAAACCCAUAGAUGAGAUUGUUCUUGGAGAAGGUGGUAAAGUGGUUGGUGUGCGUUCUGGCAAUGAAAUAGCCAAAUGCAAGCAAGUUUACUGUGACCCCAGCUAUGUUCCUGACCGUGUUCGCAAGAAGGCCCAGGUGAUCCGAUGCAUCUGUUUGUUGGACCAUCCUAUACCAAACACAAAGGAUGCUCUUUCCACCCAAAUUAUCAUUCCUCAAAAGCAAGUGGGCAGGCAUUCCGAUAUUUAUAUUUCAGUUGUGUCAUACACACACCAGGUAGCUGCCAAGGGCUGGUUCAUAGCUAUGGUGUCCACUACUGUUGAAACCAAUGAUCCCGAGAGUGAGAUUAAGCCUGGCUUGGAUCUGCUUGGGCCCAUCCGACAGAAGUUUGUGUCGGUGUCUGACUACUAUGAGCCCAUUGAUGAUGGAACUCAGAGCCAGAUUUUCAUUUCUGAGUCAUAUGAUGCUACCACACACUUCGAGACUACUUGCUUAGAUGUGAUUAAAAUAUACAAGUAUGGAACCGGUGAAGACUUUGACUUCUCCAAAGUAAAAGUGGAGCUUGGGGAGGAGGAACAGUGA